GAGGAAAGACUUUCAAUUGGCCAAUCCAGGACCUGAGUCCUGAUAAAUAUCCGGGUCAAGGGAGGUCACUUCCUGUUCUCGUGUGGGUGCAGACAGCGGUCAGGUUUUUGGGAUACCCACUUUGUAUCCAAGGAAGAUGGCGAGCUACCCACGAGAUGGAUGAAUAACAUGCCCACUGUGAAAAGUUUCUUUUGAUUAUACAUAUGUUUACUGGAUUUAUGUUUAUGUUCAGUAAAAAGCCUUAAACCUCAACUAUUUGAUUUUGUGGUUUUUCACACACGACUUGAGCUCCGCAGCCGAAUCUGGAGACAACAUUUUAGAUAUUAGAAAUUAACUCUUGAAAUUGAGCCACAGGUUACAAACGUGGCGAGCUAGCCAGGAGCUCAAUUUGUGUGGGAAUUUUUGUGUGUGUUUUGAUGGUGAAUAUUGGCUACCAAGAUGGAGUCUAUUCAGCAGUUAGGGGUGGAUGUAAGAAGUUCUGUGAUUAUUAGUGGUGUUACCAAUACAAGCACAGAUGAUGAAAUCAUUGAGUGUUUAAAAAGAUAUGGGUCUAUUAAGAAAGUAUGUACAGUUGAUGAUUCCACCAGUGUAUAUUACAAAAACCUGAUCGUUGAAUUUGAAUCUAGUUCUGCUUUAGCAGCUUUAGAGCCACUGUUGCCGUACACACAUCCUUCACGUGAUGUGCCAAACGUCAUAUAUAGCGUCAAUACGUUUUUAGAAGAGUAUACCGCUACAGUUGGUAGAAGCUGCACAGCAAACUACCUGAAUGAGUUAAGACGACUAGCAAGGGAGGGUGGACAGAGUUUUGAGGGAGUAUUAAAAACCAUGAUUAGUAGGAUGAGUGAGGAACUGGAUGAGCCGGAAGGUAGCAUCAGUGACACUGGAGAGCCAUCAGUUCAAAUAUUGGACUCCCCAGAACCUCAGGCAUCAGGGUCUGCCCAGCCCAUCCCCCAAACAAACCCAAAUCGCAGAAGAACUGUCUCUCUCUCUCAAAAUGACUUGUACCCACCUGAUGUGCAAAGAGUUGUGGUUGAACAUAUUGUGAGGAGGGAAGACAUAAGUUCUCACUCACUGGCUCCACUGCGACUUCGCUCUUUCUCUGGGAGAUAUCCUAAACCCAGUAAUGAAGUAGACUAUGAAACUUGGCGCUCUCACAUUGAUUUACUUCUCGCUGAUCCUAGUCUGUCUCCUUUACAAAUCACCAGACGGAUUCUGGAGAGCCUGCUGUCUCCUGCAGCUGAUGUAGUCAAAGGUCUUGGUCCUGAUUCCCUGCCUACCAUUUACUUGCAGGUUCUUGACUCAGCCUUUGCUACUGUCCAAGAUGGAGAGGAGCUUUUUGCUCGAUUCCUGAAUACCCUUCAAGACCCUGGUGAAAAGCCCUCGGCCUACCUACAACGGCUGCAGCGCAAUGGAAUUUCUGCUGUCAAAAGAGGAGGCAUUGAAGUCAGGCUUUUGGGAUACCCACUUUGUAUCCAAGGAAGAUGGCGAGCUACCCACGAGAUGGAUGAAUAACAUGCCCACUGUGAAAAGUUUCUUUUGAUUAUACAUAUGUUUACUGGAUUUAUGUUUAUGUUCAGUAAAAAGCCUUAAACCUCAA
Pseudoliparis swirei is the source of this 1597-nucleotide messenger RNA. RefSeq lists its product as uncharacterized. The transcript is spliced from 3 exons. The record is from RefSeq and is a predicted model, not a curated record. NCBI's taxonomy places the organism in Eukaryota, Metazoa, Chordata, Actinopteri, Perciformes, Liparidae. The coding region runs from base 439 to 1512 and encodes 357 amino acids.